Messenger RNA from Salvia miltiorrhiza (redroot sage), 1176 nucleotides. RefSeq lists its product as uncharacterized. The transcript is spliced from 2 exons. The record is from RefSeq and is a predicted model, not a curated record. Bases 1 to 1176 code for a protein of 391 amino acids. Lineage: Eukaryota; Viridiplantae; Streptophyta; Magnoliopsida; Lamiales; Lamiaceae.
AUGGCCAAGGAACAAGAGAAGGAAGAACUAACCGAACUGGUGAAAAUUUUCAAAAAGGUAGAGGUCAAUAUGCCCCUGUUGGUCGCGCUACGCUCUAUGCCCAGAUGCGCGAAAUUGCUCAAGGAACUCUGCACUCGGAAGGUCAAAUACACUGAUGAUGCCAAAUUUCAAGUGGGCGAAUCCGUAUCCGCGGUCUUACAACGGGAUAUGCCCAUAAAGUGUGGGGACCCUGGCAUGUUCUACAUCCAAUGUGUAAUAGGAACAAUGAAGGUGGAGAAGGCAAUGCUCGACUUAGGAGCAUCCAUCAACGUUAUGCCCCUAUCCAUGUACCAGGACCUGGAGAUAGGACCACUAAAGCCUACCCGAGUGGUAAUCCAAUUGGCAGAUCGAUCAAAUGUCUACCCAGAUGGGAUACUAGAAGACGUUUUGGUCAAAGUGGAGGAACUGAUCUUUCCAGCGGACUUCUAUAUUCUCGACAUGGGAAAGUCAAAAGCACGGGAUCCGGUUAUGCUUUUGGGCAGACCAUUUCUAAAGACUGCCAGGACUCGCAUUGAUUGUGAUACGGGCAAGCUAACAUGUCAAUUCGAAGGGGAAACAGUGACCUUCGACAUAUACAAUGCCAUGAAACAUCCAACCGAUACAGAGAUGGUGAAAAGUGUCGACAUAAUCAAGAAGGUUGUUGAGGAGAAUGGCAUAACCGAGGAGGACUUGCAAGAGGAGCAUUUGCAGGAGGCGAUGAAAGUACUAAAUGCAUGGAGCGAAGGGGUCAACCACACUGAGGCGUUGAAAAUUCCCACCCUGAAGGAGGAAGACCGACUUAUUCCCUCGAUCCAAAGGGCACCCAAGCUCGAGCUGAAGUCUUUGCCCAAACAUCUCAAGUAUAUCUUUCUGGGCGAGAAUGACACUUUGCCCGUAAUCAUCAAUUCAGAGUUGACACUCGAAGACGAGAACAAAGUCAAGAUGACUUUGGGAAAGUACAAUGAAGCAAUUGGAUGGACCCUGGCCGAUAUUAAGGGCAUAAGCCCUACCGUAUGCAUGCACCGCAUAUUACUAGAGGAAGAUGCAGUUCCAGUCCGGGACCCCCCAGAGAAAGCUAAAUCCAGCCAUGAAAGAAGUUGUGAUGAAGGAGAUACUCAAACUAUUGGAUUUGGGCAUAAUAUACCCAGUAUCCGAUAG